GUUAACAUUAAUCAGAGCAAGUCACUUUGUUGUUGACCCUAGGUUUCCACACCUGAGUUUUAUUCCAAUCCCCUGAUUUCCAAUUGAGCCUGACCACCUUCGACUCAGGAAAAUGGCAGAAGAUUGUCCAUCCAUGCUGCUUCAUCAAGCCACUGCCUCGAAUAAGAACUUGCUUCUAUCAGGGAUGAUUGGGAUGAUACCACCUUUUGCCACCGGGUGUUGUAUGAUCUAUUCCACGGUGUCUCUACCUCAUUAUCAGAAUCCUGAGCUCCAACUCCUGGAAACCCAUUUGGACUUGGAUCAAUCUUCGUGGUACAUAAGUAUCCUUUUGUUGGCAAGUUUGGUUGGCACCUUGGCAGGCGGAUUUCUGAGCGACAUCAUUGGUCGAAAGAAGACCUUAAUCAUCAGCGGAUGUAUCAUGGUCGUCGGCUGGAUUGGCACCUAUUUGGCAGCCACUUUCCUCACUCUCAUAGCAUCCCGUCUGAUUCUUGGGAUCUCCUGUGGCUUGAAUCUAUCCACCAAUCUUAGCUUGUUGACUGAAAUCUCCAUCAUCCGCUUGAGAGGCACCUUUUGCACCCUCAACACCAUGCUCAUCAAUCUGGGCAUGAUGUUUGGUCUUAUCUAUGGGGCAGUUCUCCCUCAGCAUCUCCAACUACCUUUGAGCGCUGCGCCCUGUUUCAUUUUCCUGGCCUUGGCUUACUUUGUGCCGGAAUCUCCUUUGUGGCUGGUGAAGAAACGUAGGUUUACAGAGGCCGAUUCAGUUUUGCAAUAUCUUAGAGGACCAACUUACAAUUACGCAGUGGAAAUCAAGGAGUUGAGCAACGUUUCCCAACAAAGAGAAGACGAAACCUUCCAGGAAAAGGUCACUUUCCUCAAAAGCCCGGCCGUAAUUAAGCCUAACAUUCUCAUGGCAGUAUUGAUGAUUCUUCAGACCACUUGUGGGGCUGACACGCUUUGCUACUAUGCUUUGGACAUCUUCCGCGAAGCCAAAACCCCUUUGAAUGAAUAUGUCCUGGCCAUCCUUUUGCAAGGGGGCUUCACCCUUGGGUACAUUGUGUCUUCCUCAAUCAUGAACCGAGUGGGUCGACGGAUUCAUUACACGCUCUCGGCUGGUUUGGUGGCCUUAAGUAUGUUCACCUUAGCUUUCUCCCUGAUCAUCCGGGAAAAUGCGAGCGAAAAUGUGCAAGACCUUUUAGGGAUCAUCCCACCCAUUGCCGUCCUUUUGGGCGCUCUUGGAUAUGGUUGUGGUGUUGGACCAGUGGUGUUUGCGUUGAUUGGGGAAAUCUUUCCCCCUCGAGUUAAAGGCAUUUGCGCUUCACUCUCUCUGUCUUGCAGGGACCUCACGGCCUUUGUGCUCCUUAAAUCCGUCCCGACUUUGACCUCGUUCCUCACGAUUCCAAUUCUAUUCGCGCUUCAUGGAGUGAUCGCAGGAUUGUCUUGCGUUGUGGUCUUGCUAUUUCUGCCUGAAACUAAGGGACUUUCAUUAACAGAAUUGCUCCGGAUUUUCGAUAAAGAGAACGAAAUCUUUGCUACCGCUCGAGCCCAACAACAGGAAGCUAAUGAGAAUCAAAUCUUCAACCAGGGGCCCAUUCCGGCUUUGCCCAAUGCUCCACCAGCCUAUGCCCAAGCCAUUAAUGCGGCAUCUCCACCAUGGAAACCAAUUGAUGUUUAAGAAAAUUAGGAUCGUGCAAUUAGGAAACAAAUCACCUGAAAAGUAUUCAUUCUUUAUGUAAAAGCCUUGAAUUUGUUCGAAAAUAAAGGUAGAUUAUUAUUGGUC
Messenger RNA from Tigriopus californicus, 1777 nucleotides. Its product is annotated as facilitated trehalose transporter Tret1-like. The record is from RefSeq and is a predicted model, not a curated record. NCBI's taxonomy places the organism in Eukaryota, Metazoa, Arthropoda, Copepoda, Harpacticoida, Harpacticidae. Gene Ontology annotation, cellular component: membrane. Bases 113 to 1672 code for a protein of 519 amino acids. Gene Ontology annotation, molecular function: transmembrane transporter activity. Gene Ontology annotation, biological process: transmembrane transport. The transcript is spliced from 6 exons.